AUGCUAUUCAAAACAUGCACCGCCAUUCUGCUGGCGGCCACCCAGGUAUCGGGCCUGGCCUGCAAGCGCCAGAGCAACGACCGCAAGGUCUUUGCGCACUACAUGGUCGGCCUCACUGAUGGCCAGUCGUCGGAUCAAUGGGCGCAGGACAUCAGCGACGCCAAGAGCGCGGGUAUCGACGGAUUUGCCCUCAACAUUGGCGGCUCCGACAGCUGGACCGACACGCAGCUACCGCUGGCCUACGCCGCCGCCGAGGCCGCCGGCUCCUUUGUCCUGUUCAUCUCCUUUGACCAGGCUACCGCCGACUCCUUCACCGUUGACCAGGUUGUUGGUCUCAUCAACGACUACAAGGAUGAGUCUGCGCAGUUCAAGGUCAACGACGUGCCCUUUGUCAGCACGUUUGAGGGUCCCACCUGGUCGGCUAACUGGGCCGAUGUCAGGACGGCGACGGGAGGUAUCUAUCUGGUUCCAGACUGGUCGAGCCUUGGACCUACUGGAUUUGGCGAUAAGCUCUCCUUGAUUGAUGGUGCCUUCAACUGGGGUGCCUGGCCUUACGCGAACUCGAAAACUCUGUCGGUGGAUGGUGACACCGAAUAUCAGUCCACUUUGGGUGACAAGACCUACAUGAUGGGUGUUAGCCCAUACUUUUACACCGACCUCCCACAAUACUCCAAAAACUGGUACUCCACCAGCGACACCCUCUGGUAUGAUCGCUGGUCUCAGGUGUUGGACGUUUUGCCCACAUAUGUUGAGCUCAUCACUUGGAACGACUACGGCGAGUCCUCGUACCUCAACGACCCCGUCACCUCGCAGAUCGUGAGCGGCGCCGAGACCUACGUCGACGGCUACGACCACACGGCCUUCCGCUUCGUCUUGCCGUACUUCAUCUCCGCCUACAAGGCCGGCACGGCCGAUGUGGCUCUCCCAUCAGGCGAGGGCGCCGUGGCAUGGUACCGCACCACGUCCAAGUCAGUGUGCUCCGAUGGCGGCACGGUCUGGGGCCAGGGCGGCACCGCAUCGGCUGCCGACGGCACCGACGACGUGAUUAGCAUCAUUGCGCUGUCCGAUAACCCGGGCCAGGACAUCUCUGUUUCCAUUGGUGGCGGACAAAGCGUUACUGUCUCGGCUAGCGGCACGGUCGGCAAGGCCAGCUUUUACGAGACCAGCUUCACCGGCUCCACGGGCGCCGUCACGGUGACGGCAGGCGGCAAGUCGGCCACUGGACCGUCCAUUUCGGCAGACUGCCCGAGCUCCGGCCAGGUCAACUUUAAUGCUGUUUCCUUCCAGAUUUAG
This is a messenger RNA of Pestalotiopsis fici W106-1, 1293 nucleotides long. RefSeq lists its product as uncharacterized. Bases 1 to 1293 code for a protein of 430 amino acids. The transcript is spliced from 5 exons. Lineage: Eukaryota; Fungi; Ascomycota; Sordariomycetes; Amphisphaeriales; Sporocadaceae. The record is from RefSeq and is a predicted model, not a curated record. Gene Ontology annotation, molecular function: glucan endo-1,3-alpha-glucosidase activity. Gene Ontology annotation, biological process: mating projection tip cell wall disassembly.